AAGCUAGUAUAAUUAAAAUUAUUUUCAUGCUUAUCUCCGUCAUCCUCGUUUAAAACAAAGUAGCAAGACUUUGAACAUGACUAGCAUUCACAUUGAGCAACUGUAUUACAAAUUUGAAGCUCUUAUCUUCUGUUUUAAAUUCUCCUUCACGCAGCAUCUUUUGUACAAUAUCUAAUAUCUUUGCUAUCCACCAGUUACAAUAUCUUCAAAACUUACAUACAAUGGCUUCAACAAGUGCUGAAACUCCCACUAGCUGGGACGUUUUCUUGAGCUUCCGUGGCAUAGACACUCGACUUGGUUUCGUCAGUCAUUUAUAUUCUGCCCUGGAUCGCAAUGGUAUUCGAACUUUUAUGGAUGAUCCUGAGCUACGUCUUGGAGAUGGGAUCUCGGCUGAAUUGCUCAAAGCUAUUCGGGAAUCCAAAAUUUACAUUGUUGUCCUCUCUGUAAAUUAUGCUUCUUCGAGUUGGUGCCUUGAUGAGCUGGUAGAGAUUCUUGAUUGUAAGGAAACAAUGAAAAGAUUGGUUAUUCCUGUGUUUUUCAACAUUGAUCCUUCAGUGGUGCGAUAUCAAAAAGGGAGCUUUGAAGAACAUUUUAGAGUGCAUGGAGUUAGAUAUGCGGAUAAAAUGGAAAGAAUGGAGAAUUGGCGCCGUGCACUUAGUCAACUUGCUGAGAAUUCAGGAAUACAUAUUGACGGUAAAAAAACUGAAGCUGAUAUUGUCAACGAAAUUGUCAAGGAGAUUCUGCUACAAAUAAAACCCACCACUUUAGAUGUUGCCAAAUAUCCAGUUGGAUUGGAUUCUCGCGUUGAAGACAUAACAGCAGCAUUGUUGAGCAGGGGCACAAAAGGUGUCAUUAAGAUCGGUAUAUAUGGUAUGGGUGGCGUAGGCAAAACAACUCUUGCCAAGGCACUGUUUAAUAAACUUUUGCUAGGAAGCUUUGAAGGAAGCUGCUUCCUUGAAAAUGUGAGGGAAACUUCGGGGUAUGUAAAGGGCCUAGAGUCUUUGCAACAACAACUUAUUAGCGAUGUUCUUAAAAUUAGUAAGGAUGAAGCUAAAGUUAGCAGUGUUGACCAAGGAACUGAGCAGAUAGAACGGAGAAUUUGUUCCAGAAAAAGUUUGGUUGUUAUUGAUGACUUGGAGGACCCGGAAAAAUUUGAGUCACUGGUGAGAUCAUUUGCUCCUGGGAGUGUAGUUAUCAUAACUACAAGGGAUGAAGAUAUACUUCGGGGAAUUGAAGUAGAAACUCAAUAUCGAUACAAGGUUAAUGAGAUGGCUGGCGCUGAGGCAGAGACACUAUUUUUUAGACAUGCAUUUCGAGAUACUGAACCAAAUGACACUCUAAGGAUAUUGUCUAAAGACGUUCUACGUCUUGCUGGAGGACUCCCCUUGGCUCUCAAGGUUUUCGGCUCGUACUUGCAUAACAAACCCGAGGUUAAAUGGAAAUCUUACAUUGAGAAAGUGCAGCGAGAUCCCGACAGCAGUAUCGAGCAAAGACUUAGAAUUAGCUUGGAUGCCAAUGGAUCAGAUGAUCCCCUGCUAAAGAAGAUGUUCCUUGACAUUGCUUGUCUUUUCAUUGGAAGGAAGAAAAAAAAUUUGGUUGAAAUAUUGGAUACUUACUAUCCCUACGCGGAUGAUAAAAUUGAUAUUCUCGAGAAAAGAAGUCUAUUAACGUUCAAUGAAAGAGACCUAGUACGGAUGCAUGAUCUGCUUCAGGAUAUGGGGAGGAAAAUCGCGCGUAACAACUGUCCUGAUGAGCCCGGAAAGCAUAGCAGGUUAUGGGUACGAAAAGAAAUAUGGGAUGUGUUGGAGAAAGACAAGGGAACAGAAGCGAUUGAAGGUAUCUUGCACAACCGUUUUAAAUCCAAGCAGGAUGAAUUUUUCCGCUACUAUUUAGAAUCCAUUAAAUUGGAUCAUUUUAAUAUAGAAUCGUUUUCUACGGAAACUUUAAGAAGAAUGACUAGAUUAAGAUUUUUUUACUUGGAUGGCAUUAGUCUCACUGGAAAGUUUAAACUGACACUAGAAGAUUUGAGGUGGUUUUGUUGGAAUCAGUGUCCUCUAGAGUGUUUACCUUUCGAUUUUUCCCCUCAGAAACUUGUUAUUCUUGAGUUGCCAGCGAGCAAAUUGACAACAAUGUGGGAGGUAAAGAUUGUUUCCGAAGAUUUGACUACCACACCAGAUUUCAGAGGACUAACGCGUCUUGAAAAUUUAAAAACUCUUAACAUGUCCUUUUCCAAAGAUUUAACUAGCACCCCAGACUUUAGAAGACUGCCACGUCUCCAAAACUUGUAUCUUGAGGGCUGUAGAAGUUUGAAGGAGGUCCAUAAAUCAAUUGGAAGUUUGGUGAGACUUGUUUCCCUAAAUUUGAAGGAUUGUGUAAACCUAAGAAGUCUUCCAGAUACCAUCUGCAACUUGGGAGCUUUGGAAGUUUUAUGUAUUGAAUAUUGUACAGGGCUAAAAGCACUGCCAAUAGAAUUAGGGAACAUUAAAUCUCUAAAAGAGCUCAAUGCUUCCGAAACAAGUUUUCCGAAAUUACCAGAUUCGAUCGGAGAUCUUAGUAAGCUUGUUAAGCUGAAAUUAGAUCGACAUUUCUUGUACGGGGAACUUGAAUCUCUUCCAAACACCAUUUGCAACUUGAGAGAAUUGGAAGUUUUAAAGGUUAGUGUGAAAGCAUUGCCUGAUGACUUGGGGAAUAUUGAAUCUCUAAGAGAGCUCAAUGCAUGGGGAAUAGCCGUUUCCAAAUUGCCAGACAGCAUUUGCGACCUGAGAUCAUUGGAAAUUCUUGAUAUAUCUUAUUCUAAUACACUAGAGAGGUUACCUGAUCAACUGUGGAAGCUUACAAGCUUAUUGGAGCUAAAUGCAUCUUGGACUAAUCGUUUAGAGAAAGUUCCUGACAUAGAAUCAAGCCAGACUUCAUUACCAGUGACAAAGUUGGAUUUAUCUUAUAGUGAAAUCACUGCCCUGCCAUCCGGUAUUUGUCAGCUCUCAAAACUAGAAGUUCUUGAUCUUCAUGGUUGUGGUCGUCUGUUGUCCACAGCAGAACUUCCUCCUAAUCUGAAGUACAUUUUUGCCGAUGACUGUAAAUCUUUGAAAAGAUUAAAUCUAUCCAAUUUGAAACUGUUGCGGGAGUUGCAACUCACAAAUUGCAGUGAUUUGACAGAGAUUUUAGGCCUGGAGGAACUCACUUGUUUAGAGAAACUGUUGUUGCGAGGUUGCCGCCGCUCUCUACUGACACAUACUUUAACGAAGCCAUUGUUCCAGAUGUACUCUGCUCUUGAGCAAAAAAUCAAUAUUCAGCUUGACGUGGAAGGCUUUCCAGAUUGGAUUAUUCCAGAUGCGUCAUCUUCUGUGAACUCUUCCAAAGAAACUUCCGCAAGUAAUUACUUUGCGAUGAUUCUCUGCUUUGACCAGGAUAAAGAUGAUUCUGAACCUGCCUCUUAUUCUGUUAUGACUUCCGCAAGUAAUAUAUUCAAGAGCCGUAUAGAUUCAUCAGGUAUAGUAAUAGUUCCAAGAUCAAUCUUUACAGUCACAGAUACCGAUCAUACAAUCAUAUUUGCAUCAACAGUAGACAGACAUUGGAUUCAUCUACUGUACAAAAACGAGGAUAACAACAUCACUCUCAAUGUUGCAGAUGAAGAAAACACCUCCUCUGUAAGACCCCUGUUUAUAUAUAAAUUAUUUAAUAGUAUUUAGUUAAUGAUUAAUAGUUAGAAAAAAGAGAAAAAGAAAAGGCAUUAAAAACAAAUAAGGUGUAAGUUUGAGACAUAUGUUAUUUUUGUUAGAGAGGGAGCAGGAAAAGAGGAAGAGAAGAAAGAUAAAUUUUUUUAAUUGGAUUUGGAGUUGUAAGGUAAAGAUCAAAUCCCUAUAAUUCUAUGUAAAAGUUAUCAUAUUUUGUAUAGGAUUUAGAAUUCAUAGUUCUUGUGUUUUAUUAUAAUUUUGGAUUUGGAGAUGAAGAUGACGGUGUUUUAAUAAUUGAUGACCAAGACUAAGACGGUGGAAUGCUGGAGCGUGUGAUAGAGGGUGAUGACGGUGAUGAUACGGUAUAUGAAUCAUUUAGCAGUCUGGCUUCCUUUCACUUGCAACUAAUUAUCCUGUAAAAAAUAUGAUAAGCUUCUUGCAAGUAGCAUACUCUACGGAUUAUGUAUAUAAAACGAGGGACCUUGCUGAAAGAAAUUAUAGACUUGAUGCUUAUGGUAAGACGAUGAUAAGUCAUAAUUUCAAGGAGGCUGUUAAAUGGCUAGACGCUAACAAGAAUGGUGAAGUUCAUGAGUACGAGUACAAGAGAAGCAGCAGUUUAAAGCAGUCUGCGAUCGAUUCAAUGUUUCUGGUAGUUGAGGAAUUAAGAUUGAUGAAGUUUAAUAAGCUUCACAGGCUUAAAUUGUUCACUGUGUCAUGAUUUUCAAGACUUGAAUUGUUUGGGCAAGCUGAAGUUACUGUUUCCAUCAUUCUAUAGUAUAGUUUUCAGAGAUCGGUAUCUCGUUCUUGUUAGAAUCGUACAAAAUUUUGCUUCA
Messenger RNA from Daucus carota subsp. sativus, 4507 nucleotides. RefSeq names its product TMV resistance protein N-like. Bases 222 to 3689 code for a protein of 1155 amino acids. Gene Ontology annotation, biological process: defense response; signal transduction. NCBI's taxonomy places the organism in Eukaryota, Viridiplantae, Streptophyta, Magnoliopsida, Apiales, Apiaceae. The transcript is spliced from 5 exons. Gene Ontology annotation, molecular function: ADP binding. The record is from RefSeq and is a predicted model, not a curated record.